AUGGCGGCCAACAUGUACCGAGUGGGAGAUUACGUUUAUUUUGAAAACUCCUCGAGCAAUCCAUAUCUGAUCAGGCGAAUAGAAGAACUUAACAAGACUGCUAAUGGCAAUGUGGAAGCAAAAGUUGUGUGCUUUUACAGACGACGAGACAUUUCCAACAGCCUUAUAAUGCUUGCAGAUAAACAUGCUAAAGAAGUUGAAGAAGAGUCUGAAACUACGAAUGAGGCCGAUUUGACUGAUAAACAGAAACAUCAGUUGAAACACAGAGAGCUCUUUCUUUCUCGCCAGUAUGAGUCUCUUCCUGCAACACAUAUCAGGGGAAAAUGCAGUGUUGCACUUCUGAAUGAGACCGAAUCUGUGUUGUCAUAUCUUGAUAAAGAGGAUACGUUUUUUUAUUCGCUGGUAUAUGAUCCAUCACUGAAAACACUUUUAGCAGACAAAGGAGAAAUCAGAGUGGGACCUAGAUAUCAAGCAGAUGUACCAGACAUGCUUGCUGAAGGAGAAUUAGAUGACAGAGAGCAGGCAAAGCUGGAAGUAAAAGUAUGGGAUCCAGAUAGCCCCCUUACUGAUCGUCAGAUUGACCAGUUUUUAGUUGUAGCACGUGCGGUUGGUACAUUUGCUCGAGCUUUGGACUGUAGUAGUUCUGUCAGGCAACCUAGUUUACACAUGAGUGCAGCUGCUGCUUCCCGAGACAUCACACUGUUCCAUGCAAUGGAUACAUUACAUAAGCACAGCUAUGAUUUGAGCAGUGCCAUUAGUGUUCUGGUACCACUUGGAGGACCAGUUCUAUGCAGAGAUGAAAUGGAAGAAUGGUCAGCUUCGGAAGCUAGUUUAUUUGAAGAGGCUUUGGAAAAAUAUGGUAAAGACUUCAAUGACAUACGACAAGACUUUCUUCCUUGGAAGUCGCUGACUAGCAUCAUUGAAUAUUAUUACAUGUGGAAAACUACUGACAGAUACGUACAACAGAAACGUCUGAAGGCAGCUGAAGCAGAAAGUAAAUUGAAACAAGUGUACAUCCCAACCUACAACAAACCAAAUCCCAAUCAACUAUCCAGCAACAACGGGAAACCAGGUGCAGUGAAUGGAGCUAUGGGAGCAUCUUAUCAGACACAGACCUCAUUAAUAGGCCGGGCUUGUGAAAGUUGCUAUGCCACCCAGUCUCAUCAGUGGUAUUCUUGGGGUCCCCCUAACAUGCAGUGUAGACUGUGUGCAUCUUGCUGGAUUUAUUGGAAGAAAUAUGGUGGCCUGAAAAUGCCAACUCAGACAGAAGAAGAGAAACUAUCUCCCUGUCAGACCACAGAGGAUCCCCGUAUUAGAACUCAUAUGUCACGCCAGGCUACGCAGGGUACUCCAGUCCGUAACACUGGUAGUCCAAAGUCUGCGGUGAAAACGCGCCAAGCUUUCUUCCUUCACACGACGUGUUUGACAAAACUUGCCCGUCAGGUCUGCAAAAAUACCCUCCGGUUGCGGCAGGCAGCAAGACGUCCCUUUGUCCCUAUUAACUGUGCUGCCAUUAGGGCAGAAUGUAAGAUGUUUUUAAAUUCCUAGCUUAAUGUGCUGUGCUUCCAACCAUUUUCUGUCUUUCAUUUUAUUUUCUUUUUCAAUAAACAUUUCUUGUCUACAA
Messenger RNA from Emys orbicularis (European pond turtle), 1624 nucleotides. It is a transcript of the gene MTA3, whose product is annotated as metastasis associated 1 family member 3. The coding region runs from base 1 to 1548 and encodes 515 amino acids. Gene Ontology annotation, molecular function: transcription coactivator activity; histone deacetylase binding; transcription corepressor activity. The record is from RefSeq and is a predicted model, not a curated record. Gene Ontology annotation, cellular component: NuRD complex; nucleoplasm. Lineage: Eukaryota; Metazoa; Chordata; Testudines; Emydidae. The transcript has 14 exons. Gene Ontology annotation, biological process: negative regulation of transcription by RNA polymerase II.